CUGCCCACCAAUCUCAACAUCCCCGGCCUUGAGCACCCUAGGAGUUUUCCUCUCCGCCGCAAGAUCCCGCAAAACCACAUAUCUCCCCUGUCGACAUUUAAAUUGACAUCAUUCUCUUAUUCGCCGUACUCGCAAAGAUGGUGCUCGGCCGCCUAACUCAUUAUGCUUUCGAUGCUGUCCUGAUUUCGGCAUUCCUCGCUGGAAUCAAACGCUCCACAGGCCUCACCCCCAGCUUAAACUCAGACAAGAUCUCCGACAACAAAGAAGUCAAGCGAUGGGUCGAUAACUACCUGGGCGUCGGAGAGUGGGUGAUGGAUCAGAGCAUCGCAGUGCUAGGGUCGUCCGGCUGGUUUGAGAGACGGCGGUAAUUAGGCGAAAGCGGAAGCUUUUUGCUGUUGAUUCUCGUUGACGGUUUACGAUUACCAAGUGUCAUUUUUUUGAGCGCAUCAGCUAUCC
Molecule: messenger RNA, 456 nt
Organism: Coccidioides immitis RS
Lineage: Eukaryota; Fungi; Ascomycota; Eurotiomycetes; Onygenales; Onygenaceae
Exons: 4
Coding region: 138-368 (76 amino acids)
Cellular component (GO): cytoplasm
Source: RefSeq, a predicted model, not a curated record